GCGAUGCAGGCGCUUCCCGUGCCGCUUGGCGCUGCGCGUGGACCCUGAGAGGUGCGUGUGCCUCGGUGCCUGGCGCUUCAUGCCUCUGAUCCACUGCGAUGCGCUGCUUGUUCCGGUGCGGGAGCAGUCACAGCAUGCUGCCUCUGAGUCGAGCGCUUGCAGAGGCAGCCGCUCAGCUGCAGAGGCACGUCUUGUCUGCUCGGCUCGGCUCCCGACGUCUUGUCCUGCGCUGCGCUGCACGACGCGACGCGACGCGGGAGGCGAGCGCCUUUCCUGCUGCGAUGCUGCCUGCCGCCUGUCACUCCCGCAGCCGCGGCCUCUGCUGCUGCGACGGGGACCGACAGCUGUCUGCUGCACAGCUGCCUGCGCAAGACGAUCUGCUACGAUCCGCUCCGGUCCUGGCCCCUUCGUGCUGUGCUGCAGCUCAGUGCUGCUGCUGCCGGUGCCGAACGCUGAACGGCUGCCAGCGCCACACCUCCCUUCAUGCUUCCUGCGAGCGGGAGCGGCGCCCGCGCGAGCGCUGCGCCGCUCAGCACCGUCCUUGCCAUCAAGGCGCGGGAGCUCGGCGGCGGAGCGUCGAAGGACGGCAAGCCGACGUGCAGCAUGCAGGAGCAGCGUGCCUGGCAGCGCUUGGCGUGCAGCAUGGCCGCCGUCUCGGCGACGACUGCCGCGGAAGCAGCGCUCCGAGAGGGCAGGCGCAGCAUCGGCACAGAAGGAGCGACGUCGAGCCUCCUGUCUGCUUCUGCGAGAGAAGCCUCUCACAUCGACGGCGGCUUCAGCUUGCCCUGCGACCCUCGGCCUCGGACACUCGCCCGUCAUCGGCGACGGCACUCCAACGAGCCGAUGCCGGCUGCACCGUCCGCUCGCCGCACGACUCAACUGCCGCCGGAGCACGCCUUUGCGCUUGCGCUCCGUGCGUUGCGCUGUGCUGCGAGCUUGGGCCCCGAGCCGAAGGCUGGCUCGUCGCAUUCCGGAGACCGACUGCGUCUGCGCUGCUGAACCCUGAGCGGCUGGCUGGCACAUGCGCCGAGCUUUCAGGGUGCCGCCACACAUGCACUGCGGCCCGAGCGCUGUCUUCCUCGCCUCAUAUUUGGCCUGCACGCCUCCCCGUGGUGGCUGCAUGCUUGCAAGCCAAGGCCAUCAUCAUGCGCAAGCGCAACCGGUUGCCUCGCUGCCACCGUCCGGCACUCCGCCUCUCGCUCAUCGGUCCCACGCGGCGGACUCGACUCUACCUGACUGCUGCUGCACCACGAGGCAGCAUACAAGCACGUGGGCCCGCUCCGCCCGUCAGAGCCAGCAGCGCUCCGCAAGACCACGCGAACCCCGCCGCUGGCUCACACGCACGCGAAACUCCGCGUGUGUGCUUCCUUCGCGCUCAGCAUCCGGCUUGGCAAAGUCGGCAUGUCGUCGGACCGCUUCCUUCGCGAACGCCACAGGGACACCCGGCGCGGGAAAAUGGGCGAGAGCGAGCUUCCCGCGUCGCUGCUGCGGGACCGACGGCGCCGGCAUCGGCUGCCUCGGCUGCUCUCAUUUCUGACAAGUCUGCGAUGGCAGCUGUGAGGGACCAAGCGAGGCCGCUCUUGCCGAGCCUAGUUCUCGCGGCUCGACCCGACUGCUGGCCUGCCGCCGAUCUGCAGCAGCCGAGCAUCGGAGGUGCCGUCAUAUAAGCCUCGAGCGUCUUCUCACCACGCCGAGCUCCCUACCCGGACGCCCAAAACAACCAUGCUGCACCUCUGGCACGUCGUCUCUGCCUUUGCGCUGCUGCUGCUGCAAGCGCGCGCCCUCGAGUUCGCCUUCACCACCUUCUCGUGCAACGAGGUGCGCUUCACCUAUGCGCUGGACCAGAACACGUGGGAGCGCCAGGCCAAUGUGCUGCUCAUCAACUACCGUGACGAGACGAUCGCUGCCGUCG
Tilletiopsis washingtonensis is the source of this 1912-nucleotide messenger RNA. RefSeq lists its product as hypothetical. The coding region runs from base 99 to 1667 and encodes 522 amino acids. NCBI's taxonomy places the organism in Eukaryota, Fungi, Basidiomycota, Exobasidiomycetes, Entylomatales. The transcript has 2 exons. The record is from RefSeq and is a predicted model, not a curated record.